UCACACUCAGAUCCGGGGGAAGGUGGACGGACAGAAUGGCGACCCAGUGCAGCUCCAAAUGCACGGUCGAAAGAAAAGGAUUCCGGCGGGAACUCGACUCGUGGAGGCACAAACUAAUUCAUUGUGUCGGGUUUGAAAGCAUACUGGAGGGAAUAUAUGGACCAAGACUGCUGCAGGAUCUCAAUAUAUUUGAUGAGUGUGAACCAGAGACUGUGGAUGAUUGGUCUAUGGAUGCAAACUGCUCUUUCUGCAACCUGCAGCUAGAAAAACUAAAUGAUCAUUCUUCUGCUGUGGUCAUGCCCACGUCGCCAACACCUGCUGAAACCCCCUCACCUCAGGGCCUGUCCAUCUCUGAUAAACUCCAGUGCCAAGCAGACCGAUUCCUCCAUGCUAUAUUUCGCAAGAAGGAAUUCCCUCAGAGCUGCGAUUCCAGUAUACCGUUGGUGGCGCAGGAGUUGAUGCGUAAGAUGAUUCAGCGGUUUGCCUUGGAAUAUGCUUCUAAAAGUCAGGCUCAUGAAGGCUUGAACGGCCUAAGCGACAACUCUGAGCCUCUUCCUCACCAACCGGAUCCUGAUGGGCCCCUGGACCUCACCGUCAGCCGAGCUUCCCAGGCUCUGCAACAAGUAGACGGAGUACUUGAUCUUUCAAAGAAAAGCUCAUCUUCAGAAAAGGCAUCUAUUCAACAAGAAGUUUCAGGUUCCUUAGGGCCGAACGAGGAAGACCAAUCCACACUGGGGAAGGAGGGUGAUUCUAAGGCUCCAGAGACCAAGAAAGUGACUGUGUUGGAAAAGGUCUUGUCAAUGCUUUGUUCUCGUCAUAGACUGCUUCUUUAUCGCAUUUUAAUGGACAUGCAGGAAGACUGCAUCUUUGUUACUUUGCGUAACGAUCAUAGACGACAGUGCCCUGUGAACCCCAGUGAACCCCCCUGCAGCCAUGCUAACAAAAAACUUGAUGAAAUCCCUACACUUGCAUUAAAUGACUGCUCUGUGACUGCUGGCACUUGUUGCAGAACAGCUUGUAGACCUUCAUCAUGCACAAUUCCUCCUGUAAAUGUUAGUCUGAUAAACCUGCAUAAUCAUUCCUGCCAAAAUAUAUCUAUGCCAUGUGUUGGCCAUCUUAUCGGUUCUAUCCCCACUGUUUGUCAUUCAAAAAUACCCUUGUGCCAGCAUCAGCAAAAUGGUAAUCAUGCUUGCAUUUCUUUUAAAAGAGAUGCCCCAAUUCCAAUUCAGAAUGAUUGUAACUCUCAUAAUGGAUGUAGAGAAAGCCGUAGCCCCUCCCCACCACCACUCUCACCAAAGCCUGUGGACACAGAGUGUAAAAUGACUGUCAAGACCAGCAUCUUCCCUCUUCAGGACUGCAAGGCACCACCUCCUCUUCUACCUCGCAGAACAGAGGAUGAACACCCACCUCUGCACUCUAAUCCUCCUAUUUGUCCAAGAUCUCCGGACAAGCAUUGUGACAAGUUUUUGAUGUCUUAUACACAAAAAGAGAAUGACCAGUGUGGAUCAUUAAUAGGAGAUCUAAUGGAAAGGGUCACUGAAAAGCUCAAGAGUAUCCAGCCAUCAGAGCGAGAACAGACUCUUCUUAAUCAUUCAAGUCGGAUCUCCGAGACAAAAGAUGAUACACAUUUGACAGAAAUUAUAACGACUGUGCUACACAACAGUAGUGAUAAAGAUUACAACCUCAAUGAUCUUUUAGAACAGCAUGUAGCCACAGGACAGCGAUCCCCUCAAACGCGUUCUCGUAGGAGACUGGAAAUUUUAGAUGCCAUGAGCAAGUCGCCUGACCUUUCAUCAUCAAGGCGUCAGAGCUUACAAAUCAAGAGAGAUUUGGCCAGACUUAGUCCACCACACUUCAGGCGGAAGAUGGUUUCAGAGAGAAGCCAAAAAAACAUUAAACCUUCUUACCCCACACAUGCUGCUGUUGAACCAUCUAAUGGCAGAAAGGGGGAAAGAGGACCCAAGACAGUGGACAAAGAGCCCCUAAAAGAUUUUAUAGUAAAUUUAAACGCACAAACUGAAAACAUGCAGAGUAAUCAAGAAGCUCAAUCACAUGAUACUGGUCUUUCAGAACACCUGUCUCCUGGUAAAACGGCACAAUCACAGCCAUCUACUUGUCACCGGAAGGUGAAAAGAAAAACACGAAAAGAAAAAAAUCUGACUCUUCAGGUUGGAAGGUCCAGACGAAAUAUUGUCCCACCCCAGCGUUUUUCUUCCUAUGUCACUGAGCCACGAAAGAUGUAUUUUGCUGCUUGUUUUUCAGAAAGUAUAUUCAUCAAGCAUUCCUCUAUAGAUGGCACCUCAACAACACUUUGUUCCACAGAAGAUACUGUCCAGCCAAUUACUAUAUGUAAUAAACAGCCAUUCAUACCUGAAGAUAAAAACCAAGGUUGUGAUUUGCCACAAAACGUAGCUUUACUGAAAGAUAACAUUUUGUUCAAAAAAGAGUCACUUUGUGAGCACGAGAAUGGUGGAAAGAAUGCCCUUAAAGAAAGUCCAAGUAAAAGGAAAAUGUGCCAAAAUUCCACAUCACCGUCAAAAAGAUCUAAACCCCACAGAACUAGGAGUCUAGACACUGUCUCAAACAGUCCUACUGAAACUAUGCCUAACUCUACUACCAUUGAGGGUGUACAACAUGCUAAAAAAAGCCAGAGAGGACUAAAAUAUAGUAGUCCAAUAAAGCUAAUGUUUGUUUCUUCUGUGACUAGUGAAGAUGGUGUAAAAUAUACACUCAAAGCAGCCACCAAUAGUUCAAAUUCACGUGAAGAGAUGUUUGAUCCAUGUGUGGAAUCCUCAUGGGCAGGCAGUGUCUUUGAAGAAAAAGAUUCAGUCAUGGAAGCUGCUUCAGGGAGAACUGUUGACUGUUGUUCCUCACCAAAAGAAGUACUUUUACCGGUAGCAUUAUUGCCCAGUUGUUCAAAAGAUGAAAGCGAUAACCCAGAAACAAUACAAAUUGCACAUCAAACCUCCCCAGUAAAAAGACGCCCUGGGCGCCCUAAAAAAUUAGGACCACAUAUUUUUAAGUCUGUUAAACGUCCCAUUGGCAGACCUCCAAAACCAAAAAUGACAGAUUCAAAUGAUUCAACGGGUAAGACUGGUUCCAGUACGGUGGAUCAUAGAACAACAGAAAUGUCUUGUAAGGAUGAUGGAAACAAAAAUCUAAAAAUUACCAUAGUUUAUGGGAGAUCAAGAAAGGCAAGGAGAGUUGUUUCUGAGGAUUUUGAUAAUUUCUCAGCAUACCAGAAUGAUUAUGAAGUGUCUAAUAGUGACAGGUACAGUGAAACCUGUUCUGGAAAAAUAACUAGUAAAGAUCAAAUGGCCAAAGAACAGCUAAAAGACCUCAAUUUUGUUAUGCCUUUUGAAGAUAAGAAAUGCACAGUCUCUUCCAGUAGCAACAUCAAAUGUCAAAGGCAGAGUGACAUGGCCGUGUCUAGAAAACCUGGAAGACCUCCCAAGGUCAAGAUUUCUGGAAUAUCUGUCACGGUCACAUCAGAAUCACCAAGGCAAAGAAAGAUACACAUGAAAAGAGAUACAAAAGAUUCACAUCUGCUCCGAAGGAGUCUUCUCGUCGAAUUUCAACCCUCCAAAGAGCAGAAGACAAUCGAUAUUCCUACUGACGUUCAAAAGGAUGCACUGAAUGCACCGGAAAAAUGCAGUCAGAAUUCCAGAGGGCCACUUAAACCGGUGAGACAUUCUGUUAGAGAACGAAAGCCCUCCAUUCAUUUGCUUCACUCUGUUGCUACUGCCAGGUCCUGCGCGUUGGUUCGUAGGUCCCGAAAACUACUGCUAAGUAAGGCCAGCAGUGAUGCUGGCCAUUCUGCGAAGACUAAAAAUGAAGAGCCCCUAAACAAUGCACUUUCAAUUAAGACCAAGAAUGUUAGUUGCAUGCAAGACAUUGUCCGUUUCUCUGCAGUUUCAGUUGACCCAAUUUUCUCAUCAAAUGAGGGUUUCAGGUGGUGGACCACCUCAGCAUCACCGGAGACCCUAAACGAAGAGUUAACCAGGAGGAUCAGAUUUAUGUCCAAUACCUGGGUAUCGGAUGUCUUCGAGGCCAACAAGGCAGAGAUGAAAACAAAUCCUAACCCAAAAACCUGUAGGAGGCUUCAUGGUUCUGCUAAGAAAUCGGCUUCUGCCAUCAAAAUGCUUUUUGAGAAUAACUACGAUAUUGAUAAACUCUGUUCUUGGUUUAUGCAGACCACUGAAACUCAGUCCCUUGCAAUUGUCAAGAAAGCAAGUGUAAGAAAUCCCAAGGAGGAGGCUUUUCACUACAACCCCAGCAGACCUAAUUGUAAAGUGAAUGUUUGCCCUAGUCCACAAGCAGAGCGGCUCAGGAAACAUGUCAAAAAAUUUGCUAAAGUUGUCCCAAAGAGUCCAUUAAUGCACAAGCAAGCACAGGAAAUGUUGUACAAGGCAAGGAGGUCACAAGUCCAGAAAAAGCUCUUUAACACAGAACCAUAUAAACUGAGGAAUGACACUGGGCAGCAGUUGUCUAGGCCUACAUGCACAUGGGUAGACUACAGAACUGCUUUGCUUCGAGCGAGACUGAAGUUUCAAACCAGAUGCAGAAAAACAUUUUCUGGUAGGUGUCACAAAAUCUAUAGCGGUCAGACGAGAACAAUGACUACAGGUGCUCAUACUGUUGAACUUUUAAAAGAAAUGCAUAGCUUUGUUAACAAGACACCUGCACCAAUUAUGAAAAUGUACAACACAUUAAAGCAUUCAGUAAAAAAUCCAGGUAUUAUCAGAGCUUCUCAGAAAAUGCAGGGGAUUUCAAAAAUUUCGAAGAACAGAAUCAGCUCCAAAGCAUGGAGCCCAGAAUCCCUGAAGGAGUGCAGUGUAUUUCUGAAAAAGAUCAACUCCCCAAACACGAAGUCAACGACAGAGGAAUGUAACAUUUGCACAGUAAAGCUAUGUGAUGUCUCUUCAGAGGAAGAGGAAAAUGAGAGAAAUGCGGACAUUACGGUGGGAGGGGCAGUUAACUCUCCAGUACAGCUGCCCUCCUCCCCAAAAUGCCAGAGCACUGGAGGAAAAAAAAGAAAGAAAUGGAAAAGCUCCGGCACAAGUCCAUCUCCCCCAGCAAAAAUGCUCAGACAAUCAAGGAGCAGCAGGGGUGUUCUGGGAGCAAGGUGGUGUGACUUUGUGCUUGGGUCAUUGAAAUAACUUGGGGGGCCAUUUCCAGCAAGAUAUUCUUGAACUCAAACACAAGGUGCCUUUUAACAGUGGUCUGGCUGAGCAUCAAAAGUAUUGUGACAUGCAACCUCAGCAAGCAACAUGUAGCAAAAAACUUUUAAGAC
This is a messenger RNA of Paramisgurnus dabryanus, 5293 nucleotides long. RefSeq names its product ligand dependent nuclear receptor corepressor-like (gene lcorl). Gene Ontology annotation, biological process: regulation of transcription by RNA polymerase II. Gene Ontology annotation, cellular component: nucleus. The record is from RefSeq and is a predicted model, not a curated record. NCBI's taxonomy places the organism in Eukaryota, Metazoa, Chordata, Actinopteri, Cypriniformes, Cobitidae. Gene Ontology annotation, molecular function: DNA binding.